CACCCAGGCCCGGCCAUGAGGAGCGGCGCGGAGCGCAGAGGCAGCAGCGCCGCGGCGCCCCCCGGCUCGCCGCCCCCCGGCCGCGCGCGCCCCCCGGGCCCCGACGCGCCCCCGGUCCCGCCGCCGCCCGCCGCAGGCCAGCCCCGGGCCCGGGACGCGAGCGAUGCCCGCGCGCAGCCGCGCCCCCUGUUUCCGUGGAGCAAGUGGAAGAAGAGGAUGGGCUCGUCCCUGUCGGCGGCCACGGCGCGGAGGCCGGUGUUUGACGACAAGGAGGACGUGAACUUCGACCACUUCCAGAUCCUUCGGGCCAUCGGAAAGGGCAGCUUCGGCAAGGUGUGCAUCGUGCAGAAGCGGGACACGGAGAAGAUGUACGCCAUGAAGUACAUGAACAAGCAGCACUGCAUCGAGCGGGACGAGGUGCGCAACGUGUUCCGGGAGCUGGAGAUCCUGCAGGAGAUCGAGCACGUCUUCCUGGUGAACCUGUGGUACUCCUUCCAGGACGAGGAGGACAUGUUCAUGGUGGUGGACCUGCUCCUGGGCGGGGACCUGCGCUACCACCUGCAGCAGAACGUCCAGUUCUCCGAGGACACGGUGAGGCUGUACAUCUGCGAGAUGGCGCUGGCCCUCGACUACCUGCGCAGUCAGCACAUCAUCCACAGGGACGUCAAGCCCGACAACAUCCUGCUGGACGAGCAAGGGCACGCACACCUGACCGACUUCAACAUCGCCACCAUCAUAAAGGACGGGGAGAGGGCCACCGCCCUGGCGGGGACCAAGCCAUACAUGGGUGAGCCGCGGCCACCAGCCUCGCACCCGCCCGGCCAGCCUGCUGUAGUGCGGGACAGGCUCGGACAGACGCUAGGUGACGAUGUGAGAGCUAGGACACACCCCUGGGUCGGCCCACCGCCCACACCAGCUCCGGAGAUCUUCCAGUCCUUCGUCAGCGGUGGCAGCGGCUACUCCUUCGAGGUGGACUGGUGGUCGGUGGGGGUGCUGGCCUACGAGCUGCUACGUGGAUGGAGGCCCUACGACGUCCACUCCAGCAAUGCCGUGGAGUCCCUGGUGCAGCUGUUCAGCACGGUGAGCGUCCAGUACGUCCCCACCUGGUCCAAGGAGAUGGUGGCCCUGCUGCGGAAGCUCCUCACUGUGGACCCCAAGCACCGAGCCUCCAGCCUACAGGACAUGCAGGCGGCCCCAUCGCUGGCUGGCGUGCUGUGGCAGGACCUCAGCGAGAAGAAGGUGGCACCAGGCUUCGUGCCCAACAAAGGCCGCCUGCACUGCGACCCCACCUUUGAGCUGGAGGAGAUGAUCCUGGAGUCCAGGCCUCUGCACAAGAAGAAAAAGCGUCUGGCCAAGAACAGGUCCCGGGACAGCAGCAGAGACAGCUCUCAGUCUGAGAAUGACUACCUUCAGGACUGCCUUGAUGCGAUCCAGCAAGACUUUGUGAUUUUUAACAGAGAAAAGCUGAAGAAGAGCCAGGACCCCGCGAGCGAGCCGCCGCCGGCCCCCGGGGCCGGAGAGGCUGCGGAGGACCUCGAGGGGACGCGCCCCGCCCUGUCCAUGUGCGGCCCCAUCUGCCCCUCCCGCCUCACCGAGAGUUAGCUCCCGCUGCUUUGCAGACUCAGGUCUGCCAGGAGGACAGGACGGGGUGGCGGGCAGAGGCCCAGCGUGGACAUUCCCCGCCGAGCAGCCCGACCCCUCCCAGCACAGACCCCGGGCCUGGUGGCUCCGCUGCCCCCGGCCUUGUUUGCACGGGGACGGGCUGACUGCCGAGCCUGCUCGAGGGCUCUCCGUGGCCCAUGGCAACCGCCGGGAGUGGGGGACACGCGCCGGUGGCUCCGUUACCUGCAAUGGUGGCAGGAGGCCUGUGGCCUCCGCUGGUGCCCCCCCCCCCGUCCCCACCCUUCCGGCCCACCACUGGCAAGUCACAGAGGCUCCAGUGCCACCAGCCUGAGCUGUACAUAAGCCCUCGGCACCGGCCCCGCCGUCGGCUGCCGGACGUCCGUGCACUGGCUCCCCGGGGCGCACGGAGUCUCGUGCGGAAAGGUGAGGAGUGUUUUUAUAGACACACUGUUCUGGCGACUUCUGCUGUGUUUCUGUACAGUUGUCACCUCUAAGCAUCACGACCUAAGAGCUG
This is a messenger RNA of Felis catus (domestic cat), 2137 nucleotides long. RefSeq names its product serine/threonine kinase 32C (gene STK32C). Gene Ontology annotation, molecular function: G protein-coupled receptor kinase activity; G protein-coupled receptor binding; ATP binding. Gene Ontology annotation, biological process: regulation of signal transduction; G protein-coupled receptor signaling pathway; protein phosphorylation. The record is from RefSeq and is a predicted model, not a curated record. The transcript is spliced from 12 exons. Lineage: Eukaryota; Metazoa; Chordata; Mammalia; Carnivora; Felidae. Bases 16 to 1602 code for a protein of 528 amino acids.